CGGUCCACCGCUCUUGAGCGCUCAAAGAUUUGGGUUCUCCAACUAUUUUGGUUUGCCUCUAACACUAUUGACGCCAAAAACUUCACUGUAUAAUUCACUUUUGUCUAAGUCGAUACUUCCCAACGAAUACUACAUGAAUAAAGACACUAUUGUGCGACACACUCUGUAGAACAUAGACUGUUAUAAACUUGUCUUCCUUUCUUAUAGUUUUGGCUUAUCAAAGUUUCAGGUCCAGCUAUUUUAUGUGUUGUAAACUAAAAAAUGGAGGCACUAAAAGCAUGUUAUGGGGAUGGAUCUUCUGAUUCAGAUUCUGAAUCUUCCCCUUCAGUUCCAACCUUAGCUUACUCAGAAGAACUUGCUCCCUUGCCACCACCUCCUAUUGCACUCCUUCAUCCUCCAAAUUUUCUUGGGCCUCCAGAUAUGCAGAUAGGUCAGACAACUAAAGUUAGGAGCUUCCCUCAUGUUGAUGGUAAUUAUGCCUUACAUGUAUACAUACCAAUUAAUAUUUCAUCUCCGUCGAAAAAAGAACUAGCGCCUUUCUUGAAGAAAAUCUCGUAUCGGGAUCCAAGUCUUUAUGCUGUUGAUGUAGAUGUCCCACUUAACAUCCUCUGCAAAAAUGACGAGAAGCUUGAACAAGUUGCAUUAGGAAGAGAGUUUCACAUAAGUUUGGGAAGAACUGUUCCAAUACGAGUCCAUCAGAUUGACUCAGUAGUUUCAAUGCUAAGACAGAAGCUUCAAACUCAACAUCAAAGUUAUUGGAUCGACUUUCACAAAUGGGAGAUUUUUGUUAAUGAUGAUCGCACACGCACCUUUCUCUCAGUAGAAGUUGUUCAAGGAGGGCUUGUAGAGAUAUGUAAGCAAAUUGAAGCAGUCAAUGCAAUUUACAAGCUUCAUAAUCUUCCUGAAUUUUACGAGGAUCCACGUCCUCACAUAUCCUUAGCAUGGGCACUGGGCGACACCUCCCAUUCCCUGAAGAAAGUUGUGGAUGAGGAAUUGAAGAAAUGUGUGGUUGGGAAAUCCUUGAAGAAGUGUAUUUUUACCUGUAAAUUCAAAGGUAUCGAGUGUAAGAUAGGUAACAAAACAUACACAAUAUGUAAAAUUUCAGAUAGACAAUAACGUGUAUGGGUUAUAUAGUAACGAAUCUACCGAAAUAUUUCGGGCUGCAUCCAAUUCUAUUUUAUAAAAUUGUGGUUUUUACUUUGCUUGGUGCUAGACUGAUGAUAAAUCAAUUAUUUUGUGCACCCCUAACUUGUACAUCAGUUUUAGUUUUUAUUUGAAGCAGAAUUAUUAUUAAUAUGACGGAUAUUAAUGACCA
Cicer arietinum (chickpea) is the source of this 1315-nucleotide messenger RNA. RefSeq lists its product as uncharacterized. Gene Ontology annotation, cellular component: nucleus. Lineage: Eukaryota; Viridiplantae; Streptophyta; Magnoliopsida; Fabales; Fabaceae. Gene Ontology annotation, biological process: U6 snRNA 3'-end processing. Gene Ontology annotation, molecular function: 3'-5'-RNA exonuclease activity. The record is from RefSeq and is a predicted model, not a curated record.